Molecule: messenger RNA, 1227 nt
Organism: Notodromas monacha
Lineage: Eukaryota; Metazoa; Arthropoda; Ostracoda; Podocopida; Cyprididae
Source: the annotation of a GenBank genome assembly
AUGAAGCUAUUUCUUAUUGGCGCUGCCGAUCUCCGCACGCUGCGACCCGCACAGGAGGUCCUCUGCUCUGGAAACGCGCCCGGGCACACGUCCGUGCGGCGUCGUGCGUCACGGUACUCGGAGAAAGCCGGAGACUUGAUAGAGCGUCUUCGAUGCGUAUCACAUGGAGUGUGCCCUGCAUCCGUAAACGCCAUCGGGAGUUCCGCGACGACCUUCAUCAAUUUCCCACCCACGUGUUCCCCCUGGCCUGCUUGUUGUGUUCCCCCUCCAUUCACGCCGCGCGCAGUGGUGCCUCAUGCAACGAAUGCCUCAAGCAAUAAUCGUCCUGAUCUGCAUGAGGAGAAGGAGAAUGACGUGACGACCAAGGUGGAGCGAUCCAAACCGGCUUCACAUUUCGCGACUGGAGAGAAGACUUCGCAGCUCCGGAGCCGAGCGGAUGACCGAUUCAGCAGCCUCGACUCCGGAAAGAUGAACGGCGUGAGCUCCCGAGGAUCCUUGGAGCGGCAAGCAGAAUGCAAGGACAAGAAGAUCUUGCCGCCCAAGUUCUACGCGGUGCCUCACAACAAAAUCGUAGAGGAAGGGGACACGGCGACGUUCUACUGCACUGUCGCUGGGGAACCCUUCCCCAAGGUGACAUGGGAUAAAGACAACGUCAAAAUUAGGCUAUCGGAAGGCGAGGAGGACGCGGACGACGCACGUGACCCGGAUCGCAAAUACCGCAUGGUCGUCCGGAAGGACUUGCGCAUCCUAGAGGUGUUCGAUGUGUGUCAAGAAGACGCCGGUUUGUAUCGCGUGACGAUCGAAAAUAGUUACGGAAGGACCCAAGCUUCUGCCAGACUCGACGUUUUGAGAUUGCCGUCGCGGGUGCUUCAGAAAUGCCAGCUAACGGAAACAAAGCUGUGCUCUGUAGCCCAAGCCUCGAGGAAUUUCGCAAUGUUUGGAAACGGGGUGUUUCGUCCAUUACAGAUCGAUCGUCAGGGCCCAGGAUCACUCACCGCCUGCGCAACUUCGCCGGCUCGCGAUAUUCCGUCCCGCCUCAGUUCAGCCGCCGUCCGAGCAGCUCGUCCGUGUGGGAAAGGAGCCGCGAGUGUCCACGUCAUGGCCUGGCAAGUACGCGUCAGUCAUCGACUCAAAAGAGCUAUUCCAGAUUCCAAUCCGGGUCGCGAUAUGCUAACCUUCGGUUCGAUCCCUUUGCUGUCAAACCUUGCUAUAUUCGACACGAUAUAA